CUGAGUGUCCCGGUCACGCCCUUAGCCUCCGUUAUUUUAAUGUCAUGCCACUUUUCCGUCACUAGGGAGAGAUGUGAACUCUCUCGCCCGCGCGCACACACACACUCGUGCACAUGUGUUUAAAGAGCGUCCCGCGGAAGCACGCACUCACUGCAGCACCGUCCCGCCGCGGGAUGGAUGAACCGGACGCGGCGCCUCAGCGGAACGGGUCCGCCGCGGGCGCGCGCAUGCACGGUUUGUUCACGGACGCGGACACCGGGCGGCUCACAGUCGCGCUGACUCUGUCGGACAGCUGCCUGACGGUCCAGAGGAUCGACUGCGCUUCACCGCCGGAGCACCUGGACCUGCGCGUCUGUCUGGGGAGCCGCGCGCACCGGGGCGAGGCGCAGGGCGCGCAGCUCUGCGUGUAUUUCUACCCGUACCGGCGCCGCUGGAUGGCCUCGGCCCCGGUGCGCCAAAGGGACGAGCGGCGCUUUCGACUCGGCACGGAGGAAAGCGAUGAGGACGCGAGCCUGCGCGAGGCGCAACGGUGGGCGCGCGCCAUCAACACCGCGCGGCGUCCGGAACACACGCACGGUGUGUUGUUCUCCGAGGUCCGUCGACCAUGUGGCGUGAUGGUAUUGGUCAAUCCUCAGAGUGGGCGGGGCCAAGCCAUGGCUCUCUAUAACAGUCACGUUCAGAGGAUGCUCACCGAGGCAGAUAUACCACACACGCUCUUCAUCACAGAGCGUCAGAAUCACGCGCGGGAUCUGGUGCGGAGCGCUGACCUGACGCAGUGGGACGCUCUGCUCAUUCUGUCUGGAGACGGACUGCUGUUUGAGGUAGUGAACGGUCUAAUGGAGAGGCAGGAUUGGGAAAAGGCCAUCCAGACUCCUCUGGGAAUCCUGCCCGGAGGUUCAGGAAAUGCACUGGCUGCAUCUGUCCAUCACUACACACGCGCGUCUCCGGUGUGGGGUGAAGAUCUGCUCACCAGCUGUGGCUUCUUGCUCUGUAAGGGUCUGGUGUCUAACCUGGACCUGGUCUCCAUCCGUCUGUCGUCCGGUGCCCGUGUCUUCUCCUUCCUGUCUCUGGCCUGGGGCUUCGUGGCCGACGUGGACAUCGAGAGCGAGCAGUUCCGGCAGAUCGGAGCGCUGCGCUUCAUGCUCGGCACGCUGCUGCGCCUGGCCUCCUUACGGGUCUAUCAGGGAAAACUGGCCUUCCUGCCCGCCGAGAGCAAGAGCGGACCGGACUCCGCGAGCUCUCCCCCCGCCGACAGCCGGCUGCCCGAUCACCUGCUCGCCCCGCUGGAGCAGCCCGUCCCGCGGGACUGGACGCUGGUGGAGGAGCGGGAGUUCGUCCUGGUGCUCGCCAUGUUCCAGUCGCACCUGAGCGAGGAUCUGCUGGCGGCUCCGGACGCACGCGCCGACGACGGGCUCAUCCACCUGUUCUACGUGACGGCGGGAAUCUCGCGCGCCACGCUGCUGCGGCUGUUCCGGGCCAUGCAGAGCGGGACGCACCUGGACUGCGGCUGCACACACCUGGUGUACCGGCGAGUGCGAGCGCUGAGGCUGGAGCCGCUGAGCGCGGCGGGCGUCAUGACGGUGGACGGGGAGCGCGUGGAGCACGGGCCCGUUCAAGCGCAGGUGCACAGAGGAGUGGCCCGCCUCAUCUCCGCGUGAACCAGCUUCAACCGUUUAAGGGCCAGAUUAGAAUUAGAGCGCAAUUCCAUAAAAGCGCCGAUGGCAGGGAAAAACUCUGCGAGUGAUUUACCAACAGUGCGCACUUUUAGGCGCUAAUUCUUCACUGCGCGUGCUGACAUAACUGUUUUAACGCCAAAAGACGGUUUACGCUGGCGGAAGCUGUUAUUAAAUCUGGCCCUUAAACGGGAAAUCCUUUACCUGAAGCAACCGCACAAUCCUGACUGGCUGCCGUUAAACUUGAAUCUAAUGUUCGUUCGUUUUAUU
Messenger RNA from Carassius auratus (goldfish), 1943 nucleotides. Its product is annotated as sphingosine kinase 1-like. NCBI's taxonomy places the organism in Eukaryota, Metazoa, Chordata, Actinopteri, Cypriniformes, Cyprinidae. The record is from RefSeq and is a predicted model, not a curated record. Bases 114 to 1658 code for a protein of 514 amino acids. The transcript has 5 exons. Gene Ontology annotation, biological process: cellular response to growth factor stimulus; negative regulation of apoptotic process; phosphorylation. Gene Ontology annotation, cellular component: intracellular membrane-bounded organelle; cytoplasm; membrane.